CACAGGGUUUAUGAUGCUGGGUGGUCUCAUGACCCUAUUUUUAAUGUACUAUAACUCAUCUCCAUCUCCAAAAUGCCAUCCUGCCAUAGCUCAAUCAGGGCGGCUGACAAAGCAUGCCAAAUCAAAACAGCUGAAGAGCUCUGGAGUCACACAACAGUCAGACAAGCCUAUUGUGCUGCUAUGGUUCUGGCCUAAAAACAAACGGUUUGAUUUUGAAGACUGCAAGAGGCUUUUCAACAUUGACAGCUGCCACCUCACAGAUGAUAAAAAUUUGUACUCCAAAGCGCAGGGAGUUUUGAUAUUUCACAGGGCUAUCGCAGACGACCUGUCCAACCUUCCCACUUCACCCAGACCCCAAUUUCAGAGGUGGAUCUGGUUCAAUAUGGACUCACCGACCAACACACAAAAAAUACCAGGGAUUCAAGGCCUUUUCAAUUUAACUCUAAGUUACAGGAAGGAUGCUGAUAUUCAUGUGCGCUGGCAAAUGAGAGUCAAGAGGCCCACUGAUCAAUAUUUUGUGUUACCAAAGAAAGAACGGUUGCUUUGUUUGUUUGUGGAUAACAACGACCCCAUGACAGGAGCAAGGCAAAGUUACCUCAGAGAACUUGUCCAACACAUAAAGGUGGACAUCUUUAACAGAUCUUCUGCUUCUUUCUCAAAGGGUGAAGACUAUUUUAUGACCAUUAGCAGCUGCAAGUUCAACCUUGCCUUUGAGAAUUCAACUGACAAAGACUACAUCACCGAAAAGCUCAAUGGACCCCUUGCUGUUGGCACUGUGCCAGUAGUUUUGGGCCCACCAAGGCAGAACUAUGAGGAUUUCAUUCCAGGUGAUUCCUUUGUGCAUGUAAACGACUUCCCUGAUGCCACAAAAUUGGCUGAGUUCCUCCUGAGGCUGGAUAAGGAUAAUGAGACCUACAUGCACUACUUUGAUUGGCGGCAGGGCUUUUCUGUUAGGCGUCACCUCACUGAGGAGAAACAUGAGUUCACACAUGCCAUCUGCCAAGCCUGCGCCCACGUAGGGAAGGCCCAGGAGUACAGGGUUCUGCCUGAUCUUUACAAGUGGUUCUUUGGUUGAUUUAUCUUUGAGAUGACUAUAAAAAGUAAUACUGGGCAACUUUUGUAAGUGAUAAUUGUAACAUAUGGCUCAUUAUGUG
This is a messenger RNA of Myripristis murdjan (pinecone soldierfish), 1154 nucleotides long. Its product is annotated as alpha-(1,3)-fucosyltransferase 9-like. The transcript has a single exon. Lineage: Eukaryota; Metazoa; Chordata; Actinopteri; Holocentriformes; Holocentridae. Gene Ontology annotation, cellular component: membrane. Gene Ontology annotation, molecular function: alpha-(1->3)-fucosyltransferase activity. Bases 11 to 1075 code for a protein of 354 amino acids. The record is from RefSeq and is a predicted model, not a curated record.